Rhinolophus ferrumequinum (greater horseshoe bat) is the source of this 1137-nucleotide messenger RNA. It is a transcript of the gene SPAG7, whose product is annotated as sperm associated antigen 7. The record is from RefSeq and is a predicted model, not a curated record. Lineage: Eukaryota; Metazoa; Chordata; Mammalia; Chiroptera; Rhinolophidae. The coding region runs from base 124 to 807 and encodes 227 amino acids. The transcript has 7 exons. Gene Ontology annotation, molecular function: nucleic acid binding.
CCGGAAGAGCGCGCGGGCGCGGCGGGGCGGGUGCGCGGUUUUCCACCUCCGACGUGUUUCCGGCCUUAAAGGCAUUUCGCCCUUCCCUUUAAGACGCGCCGCCCCCUCUCAGUCACUCCCAAGAUGGCGGACCUACUGGGCUCCAUCCUGAGCUCCAUGGAGAAGCCACCCAGCCUCGGUGACCAGGAGACUCGGCGCAAGGCCCGAGAGCAGGCUGCCCGCCUGAAGAAACUACAGGAGCAAGAGAAACAACAGAAAGUGGAGUUUCGUAAAAGGAUGGAAAAAGAGGUGUCAGAUUUCAUCCAAGACAGUGGGCAGAUCAAGAAAAAGUUCCAGCCGAUGAACAAGAUAGAGAGGAGCAUACUACACGAUGUAGUGGAAGUGGCUGGCCUGACAUCCUUCUCCUUCGGGGAAGAUGAUGAGUGUCGCUAUGUCAUGAUCUUCAAAAAGGAGUUUGCACCCUCAGAUGAAGAGCUGGACUCCUAUCGUCGCGGCGAGGAGUGGGACCCGCAGAAGGCUGAGGAGAAACGGAAGCUGAAGGAGCUGGCCCAGAGGCAGGAAGAGGAGGCAGCCCAGCAGGGACCUGUGGUGAUAAGCCCUGCCAGCGACUACAAGGACAAGUACAGCCACCUCAUUGGCAAGGGGGCAGCCAAGGAUGCGGCCCAUAUGCUACAGGCCAACAAGACCUACGGCUGUGUGCCUGUGGCCAACAAGAGGGACACACGCUCCAUAGAGGAGGCCAUGAAUGAGAUCCGAGCCAAGAAGCGUCUGCGGCAGAGCGGGGAAGAGUUGCCCCCUACUUCCUAGGCAUCCCAGCUCCCUGGGACGGGGCAGGGGGCAGGGAGGGAGAAGGCUGCUGCUGUUGGAACCCAUCCUGGAGUCCCAGCUCUGAACCACCUCCUAACAGCCACCACUCAGGCUGGAGGAGGCAGGUGUUUGAUUGGUCACUGUAAGAGCUUGGAGAUGUAUGUGUGCAUGUGAGAGAGAGAGGGAGAGAGAGAGAGAGAGAGAGGGAGAGAGAGAGAGAGAGAGAAUGCACAGGUGGGUAUUUAAUCUGUAUUAUUCUCUGUUCUCCUUGGAACUUUCUUCCCCAUGGGGCUGGGGUUACUUUACAUUCAAUAAACACUGUUUAACCCA